Gossypium raimondii (Peruvian cotton) is the source of this 933-nucleotide messenger RNA. RefSeq lists its product as uncharacterized. NCBI's taxonomy places the organism in Eukaryota, Viridiplantae, Streptophyta, Magnoliopsida, Malvales, Malvaceae. The record is from RefSeq and is a predicted model, not a curated record. Bases 1 to 933 code for a protein of 310 amino acids. Gene Ontology annotation, molecular function: nucleic acid binding. The transcript is spliced from 3 exons.
AUGGCUAGAUGGCAGAUCAUACUCUCCGAGUUUGAUAUAGUCUAUGUAAAUCAAAAGGAUAUCAAAGGGAGUGCGGUAGUAGACUUUUUGGCCAGCAGUGCCUUAGAAGACUAUGAACCUAUGAAUUUUGAUUUCUCGAAUGAAGACUUGAUGUAUGUGGCAACUGCUGAAGAAGAUUCUCAAGAAAAUCACCCUUGGAGGCUAAACUUCGACGGAGCUUCGAAUGCUGUAGGUAAUGGAUUGGGGCAGUCAUUGUAUCCCCUAAUGGAGAUCAUUAUCCUUUUACCACUCAAAGGGGAAUGGGAAACCAGAGACCCAAAAUUAAUCUGUUAUCGAAGAUUGGCUCUGGAGUUGAUUGAGGAGUUUGACAGUAUCACUUUUUGCUAUCUCCCACGAGAAGAAAAUCAUAUGGCUGAUGCUUUGGAUACCUUAGCCUCUAUGAUCCAAGUGAACAAAUUGGAAGAUAUGAAGCCUAUUCAAAUCAGCAUUUAUGAGACCUCGGCUCAUUGCUACAGUAUUGAGGUAGAGGAAAAUGAUAACUAUCAUUGGUAUCAAGAUAUACUGCGAUAUGUGAAUAAUCGUGAGGACCCUGAUCAGGCAACAGAGAAUGAUAAGAGGACAUUGAUGAGGCUCACCAUUGACUACGUCUUGGAUGGAAAGAUUUUAUAUAAGAGGGGAAAGGAUCAAUUAUUGUUGAGAUGCGUGAAUGCUAUGGAGGCCAAUAAAAUUUUGGAAGAAGUCUAUGAAGGUAUCGGUGGAACGCAUGCCAACGGCUUCAUGAUAGCCAGACAGAUUAUGAGAUUUGAGUACUAUUGGGCCACUAUGGAAGGAGAUUGCAUAAAUUAUGCCAAAAAGUGCUAUAAGUGCCAAAUUUAUGGUGACAAAAUGCAUGCACAUCCUUCACCUCUUCACGUUAAUUGUGGAAGUUUGUAG